AUGCUGUUUGACCAUAUCGCCGAGGAUCAGCUGGACGGCGUUUUCGCAAAAUGGGUGAAGCAGCUGCUUGCAACCUCCCCUGAAAAUCUUGCUAUGAAUCUCGCCUCCGAGCAUCUCGGCCGCAGAGCUAAGCUGGCAUGUCAGUGGGAAACCGGUGCCUUCAAUGUGUGCUACCGAGUUCAGUUCUACGAUGAUAUCCCUGAAGUCAUUGUUCGGUUCAGCUCUCUUGGUCGAACAAUCUUCCGUGCAGAGAAAGUCGCCAAUGAAGUUGCAGUUAUCCAAUAUCUCCGGCGGCACACUACGAUUCCUGUCCCCGAGGUACAUGGUUCUGGGAAGACAUGGACGGGACCGUACAUCAUCUUGACCUAUAUCGAGGGAGUCCCGCUCUCCAACGUUCUCAAAGUUCCCAGGGUGGAAGGUCGACCUGUCCUGAACCCAGAGAUAAGCGAACGAGGCCUACGGAGAGCUUACCAAGAGAUGGCCAAGCUUAUCCUUGAGCUGUCCAAGGCCAAGUUCCCCAAGAUCGGCUCGUUAACGGAAGGUCCAGAUGGAGAAUUUACAGUCUCUAGAAGGCCAUUUACAUUUAAUAUGAAUGAGCUAUCAACAUCUGCCAACAGUCCUCCUCAUGUCUUGCCACACCCAGACGCCAUAUUUGAAACGGCCGCUGAUUACUUCAAGUCUCUCGCCACACAGCACAUGUUGCACUUCCUUACCCAGCGAAACGACGCGAUCACUGAUGAAGCAGACUGUCGCAAAAAAUUUGUCGCCCGCUGCCUAUUCAGCAAAGUAGUUCAGCGCAUUCAAUUCCAUGAAGGACCGUUCCAGCUCUACUGUGACGAUUUCCGCCCCUCAAACGUGCUGGUGGACUUAAAAAAUUUCCGUAUUGCGGCAGCUAUAGACUGGGAGUAUACCUACGUGGCCCCCACUGAAUUUAGCUCCGUGGCUCCAUGGUGGCUUCUCCUGCAGGCUCCAGAAGAUUGGGAAUCCGAUCUCAUGGAGUUCUUAACUCGCUAUAAGCCGCGUUUUCAUCUUUUCCUUGAUGCUUUACGGGGGGCCGAAUCAGACAUGAUAUCGGAUGGCACGUUGCUCGAGUCUCAGAGGCUGUCGCCACGCAUGGGCGAGUCUUUGGAUAACGGCCUGUUCUGGGUGUGUCUGGCAGCACGGUUUAGCUCCAUGUUUGAUAAGAUAUACUGGACGUUCAUUGACAAGACUUACUACGGGGAAUUCACGUCCCUUGAGGACCGAUUACAGUAUCUGGACCAGGAAGAGCGGAACAAGAUGGACGCAAUUUACCCCAUUAAGAUGAAACAAGCAGAGGAUGGCAAAAUCGACCCCCAUUAUUCACUUGAUGAUAUCAUGGAGCUGUAG
Molecule: messenger RNA, 1368 nt
Organism: Histoplasma capsulatum G186AR
Lineage: Eukaryota; Fungi; Ascomycota; Eurotiomycetes; Onygenales; Ajellomycetaceae
Product: phosphotransferase enzyme family protein
Exons: 1
Coding region: 1-1368 (455 amino acids)
Source: RefSeq, a predicted model, not a curated record